GAAAUCACCACAAAAGAAUCAACUCCAUUCUGUUAUCAAAGUGCCCUAGCCAUCUAUCAUCCUGCUGCAGUAAGAUUUUCCAGUAAUGCUCAAUAACUAUGUCUAAGGCCUCUAAGGUUGUCCUGGGAUUGUCGAUAGUGCUCACUGUCAGCACCGUUGCAGGCGUUCAUAUCAAGCAGAACUGGGACAGGCAGAGGCUGCGUGGCGGAGUUCUGCGCGAUCUGGAGCGCGUGGAGCGGAAGCGCGAGAACCUGCGCGCACUCGAGGAGCAGAUCCAGCUGACGAGCCAGCUCCUGAUCGAGCGCGACAGACAAGAGGCAGACGCGGCGCGAGCACACAGCUCAUAAAACGACUAGUUCAAAAGUGAUUGAACAAUGGACAGUGGGGAAAAGAGAGGACUUACGGCACAAGAUGAGGAGACCAUGUGCACGUCAGCCUCCGAGGGUCUGGAGGAGGGCGAGGUGGAGGGAGAAACUCUCCUCAUUGUGGAGUCGGAGGACCAGGCGUCUGUGGAUCUGUCUCACGACCAGAGCGGAGAC
Molecule: messenger RNA, 539 nt
Organism: Carassius auratus (goldfish)
Lineage: Eukaryota; Metazoa; Chordata; Actinopteri; Cypriniformes; Cyprinidae
Product: protein PET117 homolog, mitochondrial-like
Exons: 3
Coding region: 99-347 (82 amino acids)
Biological process (GO): mitochondrial respiratory chain complex IV assembly
Cellular component (GO): mitochondrion
Source: RefSeq, a predicted model, not a curated record